Molecule: messenger RNA, 1233 nt
Organism: Papilio machaon (common yellow swallowtail)
Lineage: Eukaryota; Metazoa; Arthropoda; Insecta; Lepidoptera; Papilionidae
Product: collagenase
Exons: 8
Coding region: 47-1198 (383 amino acids)
Biological process (GO): proteolysis
Molecular function (GO): serine-type endopeptidase activity
Source: RefSeq, a predicted model, not a curated record
AAGAAUUAAUUAAAUUUAUAUUUUAAUUAGUUUUUUAACGGCGAAGAUGGCGGGCGCGUAUUUCUUCGCUUUUCUCCUAAUUUUGGGUGUCGCUCAGUGCGAGCCUAUCGGUCGUCAGGACCCGCAUGCUGAAAUCGAAGAUUUGCGCGCAGGUCAAAGGAUCGUGUACGGAUGGGAGGCGAAGGAGGGUCAAAUCCCCCACCAAGUCAACCUACGUAAUAUACGUCAGGACGGCCUGGUCUCCGCCUGCGGCGGCUCUCUCAUCCACCAUGAGUGGGUCAUCACCGCUGCCCACUGCCUCGCCAACCGCGUUAUGUUUGUGGUUCGGCUUGGACUGACCAACCUGACCCGGCCCGAGUACUUGGUGGAGACUUCCCGCAAGUUCAUUCAUCCCCAGUACAACGAGAUUCAAGCUGGAGUCCAAACUGAUGACAUCGCGCUCCUCGGUCUCGAACGUCCAAUUCCUUAUGGACCUAACAUCCAGCCGUGCCGUCUACAGAACAGCGAGAUGAAGAACUUCGACUACUCCGGCGUCAGGCUCAUCGUCAGCGGCUACGGACGUACCGACGAUUUGUGGAACGGUGGUGCUGCCUCAGAGAUCUUGCUGUGGGUGUACCAACUCGGCGUCAGCAAUGAGGAGUGCCUGCGGUGGUACCCCAACAGCCGCGUCAUCAAGGAUCAGACCAUCUGCGCAGCCGCAUACAACCAGACCGGACAGUCUUCGUGCCAGGGCGACAGUGGUGGUCCUCUGACCUUGGAAGAUGUUGAUGGCAAGCCCACGAUGGUAGGAGUGGUGAGCUUCGGUCACGCAGUUGGCUGCAACAGCCCUCACCCCUCAGGUUUGGUGAGACCCGGCCAUUACCACGACUGGUUUGAACAGGUCACCGGCAUCUCCUUCGACUGGAAGAACGAGGACUUAGAGGCUGUGGAGCCGGACACUCCUGAAUCUGAAUCCUCUGAAUCAUCUGAGUCUUCUGAAUCCUCAGAGGAGGAUGGUGAAGGAGAUGGUGGUGAAGGCGACAGCGGUGAAGGAGACGGUGGUGAAGGCGAUGGCGGUGAAGGAGACGGUGGUGAAGGCGAUGGCGGUGAAGGAGACGGUGGUGAAGGCGAUGGCGGUGAAGGAGACGGCGGUGAAGGCGAUGGUGGUGAAGGAGAUGGCGGAGAAGAAGAGAGCAGAGUGAACUUUGUUGACAUGUAAAAUGUGUUAUUUGAAUAAAGAAAAUUAAUAGUCGU